GCGACCCACAGGAGCCUACAGACAGUAGUGAGCACAGGAGGGCGUCAGAACCAGGUAUUUGGACCCACCAUGUGAAGAGGUCUCUGACACUGAACAAGGGGACUGAUCCCGGAAAGAUGAAGAUUGAUAAAGAACUCACAGCAAACAUCGGGCUUCCUCUGGAACUGCUUCCGAAGCAUGAGCCUUGGCCAGCCUAUGUGACAUACACCUCCCUGAUGGUGGAGCGACUCGUCGAGAAGAGCAAAGCCAGAGAACGGGAGUGCAUGCAAGCUCUCGAGGAAAGCCGGCGGAACCUGGAUCAGGACAAGACUUCCGGCAUCGUCCAGCUGAGAAGGAAAAAAUUAUCUAAGACCUCUGGCAGGAUGGCGCUCAAGGACACGAAUUCAGAGACCGUGCUAUCCCUGUGGAGCGCUUUCUCGACAAGUCCCACCAACGGCCCAGAAACCAUACACAUUCAUACAGACUCCCGAGGAAGUCCCACUGCAAACUAUAACAAGAUCAUCUUCUCUCGAAAACCUUUGAUGAGGAUGCUUCCAUACAGCUCACUUCUGGCCAGCAAGGAAAAACAUUUCAAUGUUUAG
Messenger RNA from Molossus molossus (Pallas's mastiff bat), 581 nucleotides. It is a transcript of the gene CDRT4, whose product is annotated as CMT1A duplicated region transcript 4. The record is from RefSeq and is a predicted model, not a curated record. The transcript is spliced from 3 exons. The coding region runs from base 117 to 581 and encodes 154 amino acids. Lineage: Eukaryota; Metazoa; Chordata; Mammalia; Chiroptera; Molossidae.